AUGAAUGCAACUUUCACAACAAUUCAUGGCAUGGUGCAGCUACCACCUAUGGAUGCAAGAAUUACUCCGCCUCCUGAUGAGCUAAACAUUGCCAUCCCUAAGCUACAAACAUGUCAUAUCCUCCCACCUUCACCUCAAUCUCUUCCGGAUACACCACACCCAGACACACCGUCAGUUUGCAGUCCUUCUCCACGAAGGAGACGUCGACGCUCUUCCGGCUCAAGGAGUCGCCCUUCACGAGAGUGUGUGAAUCAGCAGCCACAUACCAACUCUCGUCUCAUUUUUUCGCCUAGACCUUUUGAGGAUCUCUAUAUAGAACGAGCAUAUCUUGCCACCAUUCUCCAGCAGCAGGCUGGUCGAGCUGCUGAGCUCAUGAGACAGUGUUGCGCUGUGGAGCUGCAGCUCCAGAACCUUGCUAGCGACAAUGGUCGGCGAAAGCUAAGAAAACAGUUGGCUCUGCUGAAGUCUAAGGUCAACCAGGCCGCUGAGCAGGAGAAGGCUAUUUUCUCCCGUCUUGGUGAGUUGUAUGUUGAAAUCCAGAGCCGAGAGACACGGGCACAGGCAUGGACUGUCGAAAGCCCUAGUGUCGCAUCAUCUGUCUGCUUCAGUCCUGUUUCCUACGGCUUUCCCACUCCUUUGACACCCCUGAGCGGCACUUCUGAGCACUUUGCUCCCAUGGGCUACUUCGGCGAUGUGCAUCAGGUCUAUGAACCAUCAUACCUUCAACAGGAGCCGACCUCGUACGGUCUGGAAACUGUUGACGAGGCCGCAGAGGAUCACUUCAGCCCUGAAUCUAGCUGUGAUAGCGUUGAGUCCGAGACCACCCCAGCAACUCCAACUGAUGUUGAGGCACCCUUCGUUCAGGAGAAGGACUAUGGCUCUGAACUUGGAGAGGAGUUGAGUGACGAGCGGUUUGUUGCGCUUAGGGAGAGACGGCUCAGUCUUCCCUGUCUUCACAAUGCUUGGCCUGAGGUUUAG
Fusarium redolens is the source of this 978-nucleotide messenger RNA. RefSeq lists its product as uncharacterized. Bases 1 to 978 code for a protein of 325 amino acids. NCBI's taxonomy places the organism in Eukaryota, Fungi, Ascomycota, Sordariomycetes, Hypocreales, Nectriaceae. The record is from RefSeq and is a predicted model, not a curated record. The transcript has a single exon.